AUGCCUGCCGGAGUGCGCCGAUGGACGGAUUGGGAGAGGUCGCAUGUGCAAGCAGCCAUUGCCAUGGCGGAAGGCUGGACAGAGUCGGCAGAACUGGCUUGGGAGGGUCUGUUGAAAAGGGCUCCGCAAGACCUCUUGUCGGCCAGCUCGCUCUUUCUCUCCAACCUGCUCAGUGGCCAAUUCACGCGCUUGUACGCCAAUAUGGACAAGGCUGCCAGUGGCUGUCGCUCUAGCAAUCCGUACUAUCCGUACUUCCUAACAAGACCCCCUCUUCAUACCGGUGCCGUUACGCCUCUUAUUUCUCAUUUAGACAAUUUUAGUUAUCUCCUACUCGACGCUACAGUUAUGCUCGUAACGAGCCAUGGCAGCAGGCUUAACGCUUUCGGUGGCUGCGAGAUUGGCGCAUACGCGGCCGCCGAGCAAGACUGCGCUGAAGCCUUUACCAUUUGCCCGUCGGAUCCUAUGGGCGCGCAUGCCAUGGCACAUUUGUACGAGUACACCUACCGUCCCGACUUGGGCGCCGAACUGUUCGCCAGCCAGCGUGAGGGCUCCAUGUUCGGUUCUCGGCGCACCGAAUGGCUGAGCUGCGGCCCACUCUAUGCUUGCCACAUUGCCUGGCACGAGUCAAUGUUCUACUCUGCUUUGGGAGACUGGAGCAAGGCUCUGGAAAUCUGGGACGCCAACAUUUGGCCGCAUUGCGUCCUCUACAAAGAGGAUUGCUCGAAGCGUCGUGUUGGUCGCUUUGAGCUGAGCGACACAGCAGGAUUGCUUUUCAGGCCUUAUCAACGCCCCAGCGGGACUCGAACCAUGACAGUUCAGCGUAUGAUCUCGACAAGUCGACCACUACACCACAUUGCCACGAGUGCCCUUGAGUCGCAGGGCAGAUGCAAAUUUCAAGGAAGGCCAGGCAUUUUCCCAUAG
Protopolystoma xenopodis is the source of this 921-nucleotide messenger RNA. Lineage: Eukaryota; Metazoa; Platyhelminthes; Monogenea; Polystomatidea; Polystomatidae. The record is from the annotation of a GenBank genome assembly.